CAGCAAAGGGUUGCGACAGGGAUUCUCGGAACAUCGGUUAUUAAUGCAGAAAUGGCUACAGCUAGAUUCUGUGAUCCGUGCACAGACGAGAAUAAGUCGGUUUCAGCAACAAACUAUUGUUUUGACUGUGAGGAAAGACUCUGUUCAGACUGUGCAGAGUCACAUGUUCGUUUUAAAGCAUUCAAAUCUCAUCAGGUUAUCGAUUUGUCGUCCGUCGGUUACAAUAUCACACUAUCGGCGAAGAAAAUCUGCAAAAUCCAUCCAGAUAUGCUUUUAGAUUAUUACUGCACAGAUCAUGAUAGUGUUUGCUGUAGAGCCUGCAUUCCUAAAGACCAUAGAAAAUGUGAAAAUGUUCUUCCAUUAGAACAUGCAUCGAAACAUGUAAAAAAAUUCUGCAUUGUUCACUGACAUAAUGGCGGAUAUAAAGCAUCUUAUUACAACCUUAAAUGAUUUACACGGUAACAGAGAAUCGAACUUAAAAUUACUUUUGAAAACUAAAUCAGUCAUAACCAAACAGAUUCUUGAAGUCAAAUCUCGAUUAUUGGAACCAAUAGAUAUUCUUGAACAAGAUCUAUACGCCGAACUGUCAUCUCUCAAUCGUAAACACGAGAUCAAAAUCAACAAACAAAAGGAAGAAAUAUCACAAGUUUUGGGCAGCUUAAAAGCAAGUGAGAACGAACUUGGUUCCCUGAGAGAUCAUGGGUCCGAUAAUCAGCUGUUCAUUUCCUUGCAUCAACAAGUAGCGAAUAUUCAAAGCAUCGAAGCUAGUGUACUGCAGUUGAUAUCAAAUUCAAAAGAAAUCGAAAUAACCUUUGAUGAAAAGAAAGAUAUCAAACUUGAAUGUUUUGGAACACUGUCAGAGUCUGUUCGCUUUUGUCAAAUUCACUACAAGCAAAAGAAAUUUCAACAGGCCCAGAUCUUGGCACAAUCAACAAAACAUAUUGUUGGGUUUGAAAUGGAUGCAGAAUUACAAUUGAAAACAGAGAAUCAUUAUAAUUUAAUUGAUAUAUGUGUCACAGGUGAUAAUAAGCUGCUCCUGGCUAAUUAUUCAUCCUUAGAUCCGAAACUCUAUGUCUACAGAGACUACAAGGAUUACGAGACAGAGAUAACGUUUUCCGAUGAUCCUUUUGAUGUUGAUGUGAUUCCAGGUACAGAUAGAGCUGUUUUUACCUUGCCAGACGAGAAAUCAAUUCAAUUCAUAAACACUACAAAGAUGUCAAAGUGUGAUAAAGUUAAAGUUGGAUUUAAAUGUUAUGGUAUCACUGCUGGAUGUGAGAGAAUUUACGUUGGUGGGGAAGAUGGUAUAAUCAAAACAUUAGACAGCCAUGGGAAAAUUCUAAAAACUAUUACACUGGGAUCUGAUUAUAUUUACUUUAUGUCAUACGAUGAUAUUCACGAGCAGUUCAUUGUUAGAUGUGCUAACAAACUCCUUUGUGUCAAAUUAGAUGGAACACUUGUAUACAGUAAGGACGUUUCAGGUACAGCAGGAAUAACACGCGAUCGACAAGGAAACAUUUAUUAUGGUGGUAACUACAACAACAACGUACAGAGAAUGUCAUCUGAUUGGGAAAACUGUGAGGAAAUGAUAAACAAAGACAAUGACAUUAACCGUCCGUAUGGAAUUUGUUUCAACAACGACUUUACAAAACUGUUUGUUAUUAAUAACCUUUAUGAAUCUGUAUAUGUAUACAAAUGCAAAAAUUGACAAACAGAUAAUGUUCUCGAGAA
This is a messenger RNA of Mytilus californianus (California mussel), 1728 nucleotides long. RefSeq lists its product as uncharacterized. The transcript has 2 exons. Lineage: Eukaryota; Metazoa; Mollusca; Bivalvia; Mytilida; Mytilidae. The record is from RefSeq and is a predicted model, not a curated record. Bases 413 to 1705 code for a protein of 430 amino acids.